UUCCGACACUCUCAAGACUUAAGAAGCUGCGUGCCAGGGAGCAGUUGAAACGAAGGAGGCCACAAAGCUAGGACUGAAGAACACUCCACACUCUGCACCACUGACUGCUUCUCUGGACGUCGAAGGUGGCACUUCGGCCAGCACAAUGGAAAGGAGUCUGAAGAAUGUCCUUGUGGUUUCCUUUGGGUUCCUCCUUCUCUUCACUGCCUACGGGGGCCUGCAGAACCUGCAGAGCAGCCUCUACAGCGAGCACGCUGGGGUGGCGACGCUCAGCUCACUGUACAGUGCUGUCCUCCUGUCCUCCCUGUUCCUCCCGCCCAUCCUCAUCAAGAGAUACGGCUGCAAGUGGACCAUCGCGGGCUCCAUGGGCCUCUAUGUGGCCUUCUCCCUGGGCAACUUCCACGCCAACUGGUACACACUGAUCCCCACCUCCAUCUUGCUGGGACUGGGAGCCGCCCCCCUGUGGUCAGCUCAGUCCACCUACCUCACAGUCAUGGGGAACUCCCACGCCGUGAAGGUGGGCAAGCUUGGCAAAGAUGUGGUGAACCACUAUUUUGGCAUCUUCUUCCUUAUAUUCCAGUCUUCUGGAGUGUGGGGCAACCUGAUCUCGUCUCUGGUGUUCGGCCAGACUCCCACUCAAGAGGCCAUCCCAGAGGAGCAGCUCGUGCUCUGUGGAGCCAGUGACUGCCUGAUGGCCACAGCAGCCACCAACAGCACCCAGCGCCCCUCCCAGGAGCUGAUCUACAUGCUGCUGGGUAUCUACACAGGAAGCGGUGUCCUGGCAAUCCUGCUGAUAGCCAUGUUUCUGGAGCCUCUAGAAGACAAUCAGCAGAAGAGUGGGGGAGAGAAGAGGUCAUCGCCCCCUUUCUGGUCCACUUUGCUGUCAACUUUCAGGCUUUUUCGAGACAAACGUCUGUGCCUCCUGAUUCUGCUGCCUCUGUACAGUGGAUUGCAGCAGGGAUUCCUCUCUGGUGAAUACACAAGGUCCUACGUCACCUGUGCCCUAGGCAUCCAGUUUGUGGGUUACGUGAUGAUCUGCUUUGCUGCCACCACCUCACUGUGCUCCCUGUUGUACGGGAAGAUCUCCCAGUAUACAGGCAGGACCGCGCUCUACCUGCUGGGUGCAGCCACUCACCUCUCCUGCAUCAUUGCCCUCCUGCUGUGGCACCCUCGAUCCUCCCAGAUGGCUGUUUUCUUCCUUCUCCCUGGCCUCUGGGGCCUCUCGGAUGCAGUGUGGCAGACGCAGAACAAUGCUCUUUACGGCAUUCUGUUUGAGAAGAGCAAGGAAGCUGCAUUCGCCAACUACCGCCUGGGGGAAGCCCUGGGGUUCGUCAUCGCCUUUGGAUACAGCCCCUUCCUGUGCAUCAGCACCAAGCUCUACAUUCUCGCAGGCGUCCUGAGUCUGACCAUGGUGGCUUACGGAGUAGUUGAGUACCUGGAAUCCAGGGACACGGGCAAGGCCCUUGCUGAGGGAGAGACAAGCCAUGCAGAGGAAGGAGAAGUACAAACGGAAAUGUGAGGAACAGGCUGCAGCCAGGGACCCGGCGAGGGCCGCAGAGACAUCUGAGGGUGCUCAGGACACACCUGCCUCUUCCCGGCACUUCAUCAAUUGCGGACAUUCCGAAGACACUACAUGAUUUUACUUUUCGUGUAAUUUUUUUAUAGUCUGACACAUUUCUAGUCCAUCUUCCUAGCAACAGAGUUCAAGAGUAUACAUGAAGGGAUCAGUUAAUUUAAUUUCAGGUAUAAAAGAAACACGUUGGAAUUUGCCUCAGGUCUCAAACUUCCCUUGUUUUUGUUCCUUGUUCAAGAAUUGAAAGCUGCUCAAAAUAACACCACCAUAAUUUUACUAACAAGUAAAUUUUUAAACUUCUAAAACCACAAAUUUUAUAAUCGGGUCCAGACAAGUGAACGUAUGCCACAGAGUGACAAAGCCAA
Castor canadensis (American beaver) is the source of this 1938-nucleotide messenger RNA. RefSeq names its product unc-93 homolog A (gene Unc93a). Lineage: Eukaryota; Metazoa; Chordata; Mammalia; Rodentia; Castoridae. The record is from RefSeq and is a predicted model, not a curated record.